UCUUGAUUAAAUAGAGAGGAAGUAAGAAGAACGACGAAAGAGAGAGAGAUAUGCAAUGAAGAGAAAGAUAUAUGAGAUGGAGAAGAAGAAGACAGAGCUUCAAACCGCCAUAGAAGAGCUCUCUCAUGUCAUCAUAACUAAACCUGUAGAUAUCACUGAAACAACACAUAUACCCUUGAGGCCUCUUGUCUCCUUCUGCAACUUAAUCAUUCAAGUUCUUGAUAAGAUAGGACCGACAAUGGCUGUUCUUAGACAAGACAUCGAUCAAAAUAUUCAGAGAUUAGAGAAGCUUUAUGAAACAGAUCCUUGUGUUUACUCCAACUUGGUUGAGAUUCUGAAGAAAGAAAGGAACGAGGGGACAUACAAGAUGGUUGCUAGUUGCAGUAGAGCCCUUCUUUGGCUCACUAGAACAAUGGAUUUUACUGCGGGUUUAUUACGACUUUUGUCCAAAGAGAUGUCCUCCAAAAUGGAAGAACUUGUAGAAGAAUGCUACAUGGAGACUUUAAAACCGCAUCAUGGAUGGAUCGCGUCUGCUGCUUUCAAAGUGUGCUUGAAGAUAGUGCCUGACAAUAAAACUUUUAUGGACGCGAUUGGUGCAAGAGACCAGAGCUAUGAGACUCUUAGAGAAGACAUUGAUACAUUAAGCUCAUUGUUGACACCUAUUCUCAACGAAAUUUCCAUUGUUCUGGAACUAUACGGGUUGAACAGAUUAAAAUCGAUGUAAAAGAUGGAUUCAGAAGUGAUCUAAUAAUUAAUGUUUUAGUUCAAGUUUUUUAUUUUAAGAAAAAGGUCUUUAUCUUUGUAUGUAUAUAUCAGUGGUAUACAGUUUUUUUAUUUAA
Molecule: messenger RNA, 839 nt
Organism: Brassica oleracea var. oleracea
Lineage: Eukaryota; Viridiplantae; Streptophyta; Magnoliopsida; Brassicales; Brassicaceae
Product: glycolipid transfer protein 2
Exons: 6
Coding region: 56-724 (222 amino acids)
Biological process (GO): ceramide transport; intermembrane lipid transfer
Cellular component (GO): cytosol; cytoplasm; membrane
Molecular function (GO): ceramide 1-phosphate binding; ceramide 1-phosphate transfer activity
Source: RefSeq, a predicted model, not a curated record